Messenger RNA from Rhododendron vialii, 520 nucleotides. RefSeq names its product heavy metal-associated isoprenylated plant protein 19. The transcript has 3 exons. The record is from RefSeq and is a predicted model, not a curated record. The coding region runs from base 61 to 474 and encodes 137 amino acids. NCBI's taxonomy places the organism in Eukaryota, Viridiplantae, Streptophyta, Magnoliopsida, Ericales, Ericaceae. Gene Ontology annotation, molecular function: metal ion binding.
AGCCCGUUCAAAUACCAUUUGAAAAGGUUUUGUGCCUUCUCUGAUGUGUACAGAGUUCCAAUGGGGAAAGAGAAGAAGGCCAAAGAGAAGAAGGGCAAAGAAGACAAAGUGGUUGUAGUUGAAUUCAAAGUGUCGAUGCAUUGCAAUGCGUGCGAAAGAACUGUUGCAAAAACCAUCUCCAAAAUCAAAGGGGUGGAGAAGUUUGUGACAGAUAUGACGAGACACAGAGUCGUUGUAACAGGCAAGAUCAAACCAGAAAAGAUCUUGAAGAAACUGAGGAAGAAGACCGGGAAGAGAGUGGAAAUAGUGUCCAACAAAGAAGAUUCGAAAGAUCCAUCGAAGGAAGGAGAUUUGUCGAUCGAUGGGUCACCAAAGGACAUGAUCACAAGAUCAAUGGUGCUUGGUUAUUGCGGGGACGAUUACUUGUAUAUGAUGUUCAGCGACGAGAAUGCAAAUGCUUGUUCAAUUAUGUAGGGGAUCGAAGAGUUGCUUGCAAAUCAAGUUCGUACAUACAUUACUA